AUGUAUUCCGAACUUCGACCAGAUAAUGGGAUAAGGCUCACCAAUGUGGCUCCACUUCGACGAUGGAUCAAGUCUCUAAAAACACCCGAAUCGAUUGCUCAACAUGUAGAUGUCUUUGAACAAGAUCUUUGUGAAUUGGUCAAAAACUUAAAAGAAUUUACUUUUCUCGAUAUUUGUGGCAAAAUUCAUUAUGAAAAAGUUGAACCCUAUCGUUUAAUGGUUCAAGCUCGCUUUCCUAAUAGUCGAAUAGAUGUUGAAAUAUCAAGAUUUCGUCUUUGGCUUUAA
Rotaria sordida is the source of this 285-nucleotide messenger RNA. The record is from the annotation of a GenBank genome assembly. Lineage: Eukaryota; Metazoa; Rotifera; Eurotatoria; Philodinida; Philodinidae.